This is a messenger RNA of Fusarium keratoplasticum, 1446 nucleotides long. Its product is annotated as Zn(2)-C6 fungal-type domain-containing protein. The record is from RefSeq and is a predicted model, not a curated record. The transcript has 2 exons. NCBI's taxonomy places the organism in Eukaryota, Fungi, Ascomycota, Sordariomycetes, Hypocreales, Nectriaceae. Gene Ontology annotation, molecular function: DNA-binding transcription factor activity, RNA polymerase II-specific; zinc ion binding. Gene Ontology annotation, biological process: regulation of DNA-templated transcription. The coding region runs from base 1 to 1446 and encodes 481 amino acids.
AUGACCAUGGCCGAGACGGUGAUCCGCAAGGCCUGCGAUCGAUGUCACGCGCAGAAGCUCAGCUGCAAGCGAUACAACGACGAGCCGUGCGAGCGAUGCGUCCGACUCAAGACCGAGUGCAAGUCGAGUCCUUCCCUGAGGUACAGGAAGCAACAGCAGCAACAACAACAGCAACUCGUCGACAACAACUCGAAUCAUCUUCAGGGACAGCUUCCUCCCACCUCCUCAACUCCAGCUCCGACCGGACGCCGCUCUCCGAAACGCCGGAGGACCGACAGCCAAGGAGAUGCGAGUCUUGUCCCACCCGACGCGGCAGUGCCAAUAGUACCCCAUACGGGCGUCCUGGCGGCGGCGUCCAAGAGUCAUGUCCCCGUCACACCCGAUCCCGUCCUCGACGCCGGCGACUUUGGCUUCACCUUUGACCAGCUGGCCUUUUUUCCCCAGCAUUUAUCUCAUCCUGAGCUCCCGGGAGGAGUAGUCAACGAUCCUCAUCUGGUCCAUCCUCCGGCCGUCUUUGCCGACUCUUGGGAUCCGAGGCUCGCCGUCGAGGCUUAUCAACCUCCUCAAGAGCCUCUUCCUCCUCAGCUUCAAGGUGACGCCUCCCACCGCGUUGUCGACUCUGUCCCCUCUGCUGUACCUCCACCACAGCUACAGCUACAGCCCCUGAGGAGCAGAAGCUGUGUACCUGAGCACGGCAGCUCUGACAAGCGCUCGCGGCCCCGGACCAAGCAACGGCCCAGGCAGAUCACCCUGAGGCACGACGCUGACCAUCUGUCUCCGCUGCACCCCGAAGCGCCCCCGAUUCACUGGAUGGCGCAGCUGUCCGACAUCAACGCCCGCCUCCUGGACCUCGCGUCCGCCCUGCCCUCUCCGCAGGAGGUGGCCCAGAGCGGUCCGUCGCUGGGUCGUCCUGCCGACGAGAGGUUCAGGAGUCAAGGGUUCCCCAUCGAGGACAUGUUUAAGCUGACCCGAAGAGUCGCUGACAUCCUCGAGAAGCCCCCUGCCGAUACACCAGAUAGGGACGGAGCCAGGGGACAUCACUCAACCAUCGACGGGACAGACCCAGGCAACGCCAUGUUCAUCCUCUCAACAUAUGUCCGCCUUCUAGACAUGUAUCAGAGAGUCUUCAGUCUCGUCCACGCGGAGUUGUCCCGAGCAGACUCGGGCGCGACCUUUAGCUUCUGGAAACUCCCCGCCGUAACCGUGGGUUCCUUUGCAGUCGAGUCAUCGCCCUUUCUCCAAAUGUUCCUGACGAUCCAGCUGGCAGAGGAGUUCCUCUGCCGCCUGAGAGGAUCAACAGCGCGCUGGUCCGGGGCUGGGAACGCGGCGUCAAUGUUUGCCGGUGUUGUGGAUGUAUCUUUCCAGGCGUUUAGAGAUCGAGAGGAGGCAUUGGCCAAGCAUCUUGUUAAACUCCGCAGCGAGAUUGAGCCAUUAUUGGACUCGUAG